This is a messenger RNA of Cuscuta campestris, 651 nucleotides long. The record is from the annotation of a GenBank genome assembly. NCBI's taxonomy places the organism in Eukaryota, Viridiplantae, Streptophyta, Magnoliopsida, Solanales, Convolvulaceae.
GCAGACUCAAACUACCCGUAUUUAGUUGACACUAUGGGGGUCCUAACUGCUGUGGGCAAGCAAAAAGAAAUUGUUAAAGAGUCCAAAAGGACAAAGAUGAUUGUGAUUCAGUUAGAAGCGGAUGGGGUGACGUUAGAUAUAACACUGUUUGGGGAGUACGUUGACAAGAUCAAAAGCUUCUUUGGGAGACAACCAUUGGAAAAUGCGAUCAUUGUGAUUCAGUAUGCAAAGGUGAAAACGUAUCAAGGAAAUAUAAAUUUGCAGAAUGUCAUGUACGGAACGCGUCUCCUGUUAAAUCCUGAAAUAGAAGAGGUUGUUGCAUUCAGACAAAGGUAUCGAAUCAAGACAAGAGUUGUUGACACCACGGACAGUGCUACUUUCGUAGUACUUGAAAGCGUUGCAUGCUUGCUGCUCCAUAAAUCAUGUUCGGAGAUGUUGAAAUAUUCUGAGGUAUGGAUAAAUAUGUGAUUAUAACAGCUCAUCUUACACCUGUUUUAAAACCAGAUUUCAAUUCUUUGACACAUGUUGAGGUAUUCAUCGUCGUGAUUUAUUGAACUAUUUUAAACCCCGUAGUUCUUUAAAGGAAACGAUGGACAGAAUAGAAACCUGCACUAUCUCAUAAUUGGUCUCGAAUAUAUGGACAGAACAAUG